Molecule: messenger RNA, 1950 nt
Organism: Gadus morhua (Atlantic cod)
Lineage: Eukaryota; Metazoa; Chordata; Actinopteri; Gadiformes; Gadidae
Product: homeobox protein engrailed-1-B-like
Exons: 2
Coding region: 459-1403 (314 amino acids)
Biological process (GO): neuron differentiation; multicellular organism development; regulation of transcription by RNA polymerase II
Cellular component (GO): nucleus
Molecular function (GO): RNA polymerase II cis-regulatory region sequence-specific DNA binding; DNA-binding transcription factor activity, RNA polymerase II-specific
Source: RefSeq, a predicted model, not a curated record
GCUUCCGGUUGGCUGCACGAAAAGACGAGGAAGAGACGGAUGGGUGGGGGGUCGAGGGAGGUUAACUGUUUUUUAGGGAGACGUUUAGGAAGAAUCACACACACUCCCACUCAGCCUCAAGCCUGGCCGGUCUGCGUGGCGGACGCGUGCGUAAUGUGGAGCAGGUUUGGUUUAACGCGCGGUCCACAAUGGACAACAUGAUUAACAACAACACGUCGGGAGCCUUCGAGGAGACGGACUGAAUAAAACACAACUCAGCGCUUGAUUUAAAUACCUUUUUCUUUUUCGGUCUUCCAAUCGCUUUCUUUUUGGCCAGAACGCGGUCCGCGCCAUGACCCCGUCAGCCCCCCGCAAGGUCCGGACCUGAGACCUGAGGGGCGAUACGGGGGGAGCAACAAGUGGGGGAUCGGCGUGGAUAUUGCGCGCUGCAGCCCGGGCAAGGAGGCUCCUCCUCGGUGAUGGACGAGGAGCUGAAGGAGCAGCACCGCCGCGAGCCCCCGGAGGAGCUGGAGGAGGAGGAGGAGGAGGAGGAGGAGGAGGAGGAGGUGGAGGAGGAUGAGGAGGUGAACAUUUCGCUCCCGUCCCCGCUCGUACUGCCCCAGCAGGGGGCCCAGCACGGGGGCCACAGAACCACCAACUUCUUCAUCGACAACAUACUGCGGCCGGACUUCGGCUGCAGGAAGGACCGCGAGCCCCGAGGACAGACCCCGGGACGCGAGGACGGUAACCCGCUCAUAACACGGCCGUCGCACACGCAUCUGUGUUUGGACUCGCAUUGUAGCAGUGACAGCACCUCCUCUUCGUCCUCAUCCUCCUCCACUUCUUCGUCAUCUUCUUCCUCACCGUCCUCGAAACAGAGCGCGUCAAAGCAGCAGCAGCGCCAGGCGACCGGGGGCCAUGGGACCCCCGGGGCGAGCGCGCGCUACUCGGACAGUGCCUCGUCGGGUACGGCGAGGAGCGGCAGUAACGGUGGAGGAGGAGGAAGAGGAGGGUCUCCGCCCUCUACCGCCAAGGACUCGCAGGCGAUGCUGUGGCCCGCCUGGGUGUACUGCACACGCUACUCGGACCGGCCCUCAUCUGGGCCAAGGACACGCAAAUUGAAAAAGAAGAAAACCGACAAAAGUGACGACAAGCGGCCCCGGACUGCGUUCACCGCCGAGCAGCUGCAGCGGCUGAAGACGGAGUUCACGACCAGCCGCUACAUCACGGAGCAGCGCCGUCAGGCCCUGGCCCUGGAGCUCAGCCUCAACGAAUCACAGAUCAAGAUCUGGUUCCAGAACAAGAGGGCAAAGAUCAAGAAGGCCACGGGCUACAAGAACGGCCUGGCGCUGCAGCUGAUGGCGCAGGGGCUGUACAACCACUCGACCACCACGGUGCAGGAGGACCGGGAGGACAGCGACUAGAAGGACCACCACGGUGCAGGAGACCGGGAGGACAGCGACUAGAAGGACCACCACGGUGGACCGGGUGGACAGCGACUAGAAAGAACACCAUGGUGGAACGGGAGGACAGCGACGAGAAUAAGAGUGACGGGACGGGACGGGGGGACGGGGGGACGGGGGGUUCGAGCGUAAAGUGACGAUUUCUUUGAUAGUUUUUUUUUUUCGUGCGUUACUGCGAACGAAAAUUGCGCAUUUCUCAAUAUGGACAGUUUGAGACUGCAGGAUUGUUUGGGUUGCUAUUUAAGAAAAUGACACAAAUAUUUCUGUUAGGGAAACAGUAUAUGGACAUAAUUAUACGAAAGGGACAAAUAUUAUUACACUUUAUUUAGCCUGAUAGUCCAUGUUCUAUGUAUUUAAUUUCAGGUAUCGGGGCUGCAUAUCUCUCGGAAUAUCGCAUACCCGCUGGAGAUUUUUUUAAUGGGUUUCUUUUUUUAUAAAAAAUAAUAAUAAUGUUUCUCAUUGUUUUGUUUCGUAUUUUUCGUUCUCUCUCUCUCUCUCUCUCUCUCUC